This is a messenger RNA of Thlaspi arvense, 8098 nucleotides long. NCBI's taxonomy places the organism in Eukaryota, Viridiplantae, Streptophyta, Magnoliopsida, Brassicales, Brassicaceae. The record is from the annotation of a GenBank genome assembly.
GAACGAUAACACCUCCUAAGUUGACGAUUGUAGACCAAAAUUCUUCGAAAAAUAUCUGAAAUUCCGACGGUGAAUCGAGAAAUCUCAGAUUUUACGGAGAGAGGAAAAAAUUCACGAUUUGGAGAGAGGUUGAAGAUGAUCGAUACAUAUUAGAUUCAGUGAUCGUAAUUCAGAAAACACCAUGGAUAAGGAAACGGAGAUUCUGUCCCGUCUCGCUGCGAACCACCUUCACCUAGCUCAAUUUGAGCCGUUGAAGGCUACGCUGCUCGCUCUCAGGGUUCGUAACCCAGACCUCGCACUCACGAUUCUCCAGACCAUCGUCUCCAACGCUGGAAGAUUCGAGAAUGUCCUCUGGUCACGGUCCUGCCCUUCCCCGUCUCUUCUCGCGUUCCUCUCGACGAUUGAGCUUCUGCGAUUCGAAACCCCUACUGAGCCCUGGGGAUUCGAUUCGGAGACUCUAAGUUUGCGAGCGGAUUUCUUGUUGAUGGUCCAGGUCUUGAUCGACCGGGUUUCAGAGAGGAUUAGGGAUGAGCAGAGAGUAGAGUUAGAGAGUGAGGAAGAAGAAUCGGAGAAAAGGGAUGAAAAUGGUGGGUUAAGAGACUGUGUACGGAUUUUGCAGGGUUUUUUGGAUUUAGGAGUUGAGAGGUUGAGAUUUGAUGUUGAUACAAUUAGCAGUGGAGGAAGUUAUAUGAUUGAGGAAGAGGAAGUUGUGUCGUUGAGGAGUAUAGUAUUGGAUUACUCUGAUGUUUUCGAUGCUUUAUGCUGUAAUAUCAAGAGGCAACUUAUUGCUUCCGAGAGUUAUGUGACAAGUUUGGUGGAUGAAGCUGAGAGAGAAGAAGAACAAGAAACGGAGAGAAACGAGGCGAAUGGGAUUGGUUCUCGAGAGCAGGAUAACAACAACGUGUUUGCUUUGAUACAGAGAAAUGUUCAGUUAGCACAGUUGGAUGCUAUGAGAAAGAAAUUGGAUGAAGGGGAUGAGCGAGGUGCGGUUGAUCGCAUACGUUAUCUUCACCUUGAUUAUGGAGUAGACAAAGAGAAUUAUCAUGCUGUUCUAAAAGCUCUCCUUUCAAGAGUUAUGGAGAAAAAGGAUGAAUAUGGUGACUCAUGGGACAUGGUGCGCCAGAACUUGCUGUUUAUUUACAAAGAAGCUCUCUCGUCCAAUUGCGGAGAUCUUGUUCUGAUGAUUCAGGGUAUUCAAGAUGAUAUGCUCCUCCCAGAUAGCCAGCUACAUUUAUCUCUCGACAAUGACCAACUUCCACUCCCUCUUGAGUGUUUCCGGCGAUAUUGUGUAGAAUUGAAAACUGAGAGAAAUAUGGAGGACAAAAGUUCCCCUAUGAACAGGGCAAUUAAUUCGUGCCUCAGAGACAUGUAUCAUUAUGCUCGUAUAUCUGGAUCACAUGUGCUUGAGUGUGUGAUGUGUGCUGCUUUGUCUUCCGUAAAGAAAGAGAAGCUUCAGGAGGCUAAUGAUGUUCUUACUUUGUUUCCCCGACUUCGCCCAUUAGUAGCUUCCAUGGGUUGGGAUCUGUUGCCUGGAAAAACUGCAGCUCGUAGAAAAUUGAUGCGGCUGCUUUGGUCUAGUAACUCACAAGCAAUUCGGUUACAAGAGUCUUCUCUUUAUGGAGACCAGAGAGAUGAAAAAUCUUGUGUGGAACAUCUCUGCGAUACAUUAUGCUAUCAAUUGGACCUUGCAUCUUUCGCUGCUUGUAUCAAUUCUGGUAAAUCAUGGACUCCCAAGGCAUCUUUCCUGAUGCAUGGUAAUGUGUCAUCUGAGGAUGAUGAUGCGGAGGUGGAUCCUUUUGUUGAAAAUCUUCUGUUGGAAAGGCUUUCGACGCAGAGUCCACUUCGGGUGUUGUUUGAUGUUGUUCCGGGCAUAAAAUUCAAAGAAGCUAUUUCACUGAUUAGUAUGCAGCCUAUUGCUUCAACUGCAGAAGCCUGGAAGAGGAUACAAGAUAUUGAAUUGAUGCAUAUGCGUUAUGCUUUGGAGGCUAUUGUUUUAGCAUUAGGUGCAAUGGAAGAGGCGAUGAAAGAUGAGACGGAUGCUAGUCAUCGAGUGGUAUUUUACCAUUUAAAAGACCUCGCUAGCCAUUUGGAGGCUAUUAAAAUUUUCCCACGCAAGAUUAUGAUGGUCAACAUAGUAAUUUCGCUCUUACAUAUUGAUGAUAUUCGUCUCAGUUCGACCCCUAGCUUGGAUCCUGGCGAUCUUUCUACAGAAGGGGAAAAUGAAAUUGUUAUAUCUUUCACAAGAAAGCUACUCAAUCUUUUACGCCGCAAUCUUUCAUCAGAUCUGACUGAACAAGAGUGUCAACUGGAUGGUAAUUAUAGUGCUGAUGGAAGACGGGCUUUAGAAUGGAGAGUAUCUAUGGCUAAACGUUUCAUUGAAGAUUGUGAAUGGCGGUUAUCUAUUAUGCAGCAUCUUCUGCCACUUUCUGAACGUCAGUGGGGUUUCAAGGAGGUUUUGAGUGUUCUACGGGCGGCCCCUGCAAAACUGCUUAACCUAUGUAUGCAAAGAGCUAAGUAUGACAUUGGGGAACAGGCAGUUCAUCGGUUUUCAUUAUCAGCAGAGGAUAAGGCUACUCUUGAAUUAGCUGAAUGGGUGGAUAAUGCCUUCAACAGAACAUUGGUAGAAGAUGUGAUGUCUCGUACUGCUGAGGGAGCAUCUCCCGUGCAAGAUUUAGAUUUUCGUUCUUUAGGCUCUCAAUUGAGUCCAUUGGCUGUGAUUCUACUAUGCAUAGAUGCGGCUGCUUCUUCUGCCAAGUCUCCAACAAUUUCCAAACAACUUUUGGAUAAGGCAAGCAGUGUUCUUGAUUUCCAUUCUCAAGUUAUGUUAUCCGAAAUAUAUCCUGGAGGAUCUCCAAAGGUGGGGUUUACUUACUGGGAUCAAGUCCACGAAGUUGCAAUCAUCUCUGUAUUGCGAAGGAUCUUAAAGCGUCUGCAGGAAUUUCUUGAACAGGAUAACCCUCAAAUUCUUCAAGCCAGUUUUAGUGGUGAUACCAUCAUUUCAUCUUCCACGGAAUCUCAUAGACAGGGACAAAAAGAUCGUGCUCUUGCAUUGCUACAUCAAAUGAUUGAGGAUGCUCACAAGGGCAAGCGACAGUUCCUGAGUGGUAAGCUUCAUAACCUGGCGAGAGCAAUCACUGAUGAAAAACCAGAAGUAGACGUACUCAAAGGGGACGGAUCAGACAUGGCCAUUGAGAAAGAUGGAGUUCUUGGUCUUGGGCUAAAAUAUACGAAGCAUAGUCCUUCUGGUUCAUCAAGUAGAGAUGUGGAUGGAAAUUUUCUUUCCCAUGAAAGAGAAGAGAAGGGGAAGAGGUCAUUUGGCCCAUUAAGCAACAAAACCUCUACUUAUCUAUCUCAGUUCAUCCUCUAUAUUGCUGCUAUUGGUGACAUAGUAGACGGCACUGAUACAACCCAUGAUUUCAACUUUUUCUCUCUUGUUUAUGAAUGGCCUAAAGACCUAUUGACGCGUCUGGUGUUUGAUCGAAGUAGCACAGAUGCAGCUGCGAAAGUUGCUGAGGUCAUGUCUGCUGAUUUUGUUCAUGAAGUGAUAUCUGCGUGUGUUCCCCCAGUUUAUCCUCCACGUGCUGGUCAUGGAUGGGCUUGUAUUCCCGUCAUUCCAACAAUCCCAUCUCCUCACUCGGAAAGUAAAGUGCUCUCUCCUUCAAAAGAGGCUAAACCCAACUGUUACGUCCGCUCCUCAGCAACACCUGGUGUCCCUCUCUAUCCUCUUCAGUUAGAUGUAAUACGGCAUUUGGUAAAAAUAUCCCCUGUACGAGCAAUUGUAGCUUGCGUAUUUGGUGGGAGCAUAUUGUACAACGGCAGUGAUUCAUUCAUAUCUAGCUCCUUGAACGAUGAGUUUACAAGUUCUCCUGAUGCAGACCGAUUGUUUUAUGAAUUUUCUCUUGAUCAAUCUGAGAGGUUUCCCACUUUAAACCGAUGGAUACAAAUGCAGACCAACCUUCAUCGAGUUUCUGAAUAUGUUGUGACGCCUAAACAAACACCUGAUGACACACAGAUUAAACCUGAUGAAAGAACUGCGAUCAAGAGACUUCUUGAACAUGACAAUGACUCGGAGUCGGAUGCGGAAGAAUUUUUUUCUAACAGUAACAUUCAACCAGCAAUGACAGACAGCAGUGCUCGUGAUGGUCGACCCUUUGAAACUGGAAUUGGUAGAACUGAUCCUACAGUUUUCCUUUCUUUUGAUUGGGAGAAUGAAGUACCAUAUGAGAAAGCUGUAAAUAGAUUAAUUGAUGAAGGAAAACUUAUGGAUGCUUUAGCACUUUCAGACCGCUUCUUGCGGAAUGGGGCUUCUGAUUGGUUACUUGAGCUCGUAAUCAAAAGUAGAGAAGAAAAUCCUUCAACAUUAGGAAGGUCUCAGGGAUAUGGAGGUCAGAGCAACAGUUGGCAGUAUUGCCUGCGGCUAAAGGAUAAACAGCUGGCAGCGACACUGGCUCUUAAUUUUGUUCUGUCCUGGAUCGGGAUUGAAACUCUGGUACGUCUUGGUUUCAGGUAUAUGCAUACGUGGGAGCUUGAUGCGGCUUUAAAUGUUCUUACAAUGUGUAGUUGUCAUCUCUUAGAAAGCGAUCCAGUUAGCUCUGAGGUGUUGCAUAGGAGAAAAGCUCUGCAGAAAUACAGCCACAUACUUUCUGCAGAUGAUCGCCAUAAUAGCUGGCAAGAGGUAGAAGACGAAUGUAAAGAAGACCCUGAAGGCUUGGCUUUAAGAUUGGCUGGAAAAGGAGCUGUUUCUGCUGCUCUGGAAGUUGCUGAAAGUGCAGCAUUAUCAAUAGAUCUUAGAAGAGAAUUACAAGGAAGACAGCUUGUAAAGCUUCUAACCACUGAUCCACUCAAUGGUGGUGGUCCUGCAGAAGCGUCUCGAUUUCUAUCUUCACUUCAAGACUCGGCUGAUGCUCUGCCAGUUGUUAUGGGUGCAAUGCAGUUAUUACCUGACCUUCGGUCAAAACAGCUCCUGGUCCAUUUCUUUCUCAAGCGAAGAGAUAGCAACCUCUCGGAUUUGGAAGUUUCCCGGCUUAAUUCCUGGGCUUUAGGUCUGAAAGUGUUAGCUGCAUUGCCGCUUCCUUGGCAACAGAGAUGCUCUUCGCUUCAUGAGUAUCCCCAUUUAAUAUUUGAAGCUCUUCUGAUGAGAAAACAACUACAAUAUGCCUCACUGAUACUCAAAGAGUUCCCAGCAUUAAGAGAUAACAAUGUUAUCAUGGCCUAUGCAGCAAAAGCUAUUGCUGUUACAGUUAGCCCACCACCACCAAGAGAACCUCGAAUAACUGUGUCUGCGUCACGGCUAAGACAAAAGGCAAGGGCAGGGCCAGCAAAAGCAUCCUUCACUAGUAGUUUAAGCAAUUUUCAGAGAGAGGCUCGACGAGCAUUUUCAUGGACUCCGCGUAAUACUGAAAACAGGACGACGUCAAAGGAUGUUCGUAAACGAAAAAAUUCCGGGCUGGGGCCACCUGAGAGAGCUGCUUGGGAGGCGAUGACAGGUAUUCAAGAGGACCAAGGGUCAUCUUAUUCAGCAGACGGACAAGAUAGACUACCUUCUGUUUCUAUUGCAGAAGAGUGGAUGCUAAGUGGCCAAACAACCAAAGAUGAAGCUGUACGUGCAUCUCACAAAUAUGAAAGCACCCCGGAUAUUACUCUCUUCAAGGCUCUGCUCUCACUUUGUUCAGAUGAGCUAGUAUCAGCAAGAACUGCCUUGGACUUAUGCAUCAAUCAAAUGAAGAACGUAUUGAGCUCCAAGCAGUUAUCAGAGGCUGCAUCUGUUGAAACGAUCGGCCGAGCAUAUCAUGCAACAGAGGCAUUUGUACAGGGUUUAUCUUAUGCUAAAUCAUUGCUGAGAAAGCUUCUAGGUGCCUCUGAAUUGAACAGUAGCAAUGGUGAAAGAAGUAGAGAUCUUGAUGAUAUAUCUUCUGAUGCUGGGAGUUCCAGUGUUGGCAGUCAAUCAACGGAUGAAUCAUCCGAAGUUCUCUCACAUGCAGAAAUUUGGUUGGGGCGUGCAGAGUUGCUGCAGAGUCUCCUAGGGUCUGGUAUUGCUGCUUCUCUUGAUGACAUUGCUGAUCAAUUGUCAUCCGAAAGUCUACGAAACAGAUUAAUAUCUGAGGAACGGUAUAGUAUGGCGGUUUAUAUGUGCAAGAAAUGCAAGAUUGAUGUUUUUCCUGUGUGGAAAGCAUGGGGUCUUGCUUUGUUGCGGAUGGAGCGCUAUGCCCAAGCUCGAGUCAAAUUCAAGUAUGACCAUUUGGCUAAAAGCGCACCAACAAUUUUGGACGAUUCUCUAUCAGCAGAUUCAUACUUGAAUGUUCUCCAUAUGCCGUCCACUUUCCCUCGUUCAGAGAGGUCGAGGAGAUCUCUGGAAUUAGAAAAGAAUAGUUCUGUGCCUGGUUCAGACUUUGAAGAUGGGCCCCGAAGCAAUUUGGAUAGUACUCGCUAUUCUGAGUGUACCAACUACUUACAGGAACAUGCCCGCCAAAACCUGCUUGGUUUUAUGUUCCGGCAUGGUCACUUUAAAGAUGCAUGCAUGUUAUUCUUUCCACCAAGUGCUUUUCCCCCUCCUUUGCAAACUUCAUCUGUGGGCGCAGUAAGCUCGUCUUCAUCACCUCAACGAACGGAUCCAUUGACAACUGAAUAUGGGAGCGUUGAAAGUUUGUGCGAGUUUUGUGUUGGUUAUGGAGCUAUCUCAUCCCUUGAGGAAGUAAUUACAGAAAGACUUGAAUCUGCAAAGCACCAAGAUCAAGCCAUAAAUCGGUACAUAGCCGGAGCUCUUACACGUAUCUGUGUUUUCUUCGAGACAAACCGGCAUUUCAAUUACCUAUACAAGUUUCUGGUACUCAAGAAGGAUUAUGUCACCUCUGGGUAUUGCUGUAUUCAGCUUUUUAUGAAUUCUACCACACAGGAGGAAGCUGUAAGGCAUCUCGAGCAUGCAAAGGCACACUUCGAAGAAGCAUUGGCAGCACGUCAUAGAGGUUCAGAAUCGAAAAAACUUGUUACGAAGGGUGUUAGAGGUAAAGGUACCUCUGAGAAGCUGAGUGAAGAAGCUCUUGUUAAGUUGUCCUCUCGGGUGAAAAUGCAGAUUGAUGUGGUAAAGUCCUUCAUUGACUCUGAAGGAGCACCAUGGAAGCUGUCCUUGUUUGGAAAUCCAAAUGAUUCAGAGACAUCCAGGAGAAGAUGUGAAAUUGUAGAGACCCUUGUUGAGAAAAAUUUCGACUUAGCUUUUCAAGUUAUAUAUGAAUUCAAGCUAUCAGCUGUUGAUAUAUAUGCUGGUGUCGCUUCAUCACUAGCCGAUAGGAAGAAAGGAAGUCAAUUGACCGAACUAUUCAAAAACAUUAAGGGAACAAUCCAAGAUGAUGACUGGGAUCAGGUCCUGGGUGCUGCGAUCAAUGUAUAUGCUAACAAGCACAAAGAGCGCCCUGAUCGUCUCAUAGACAUGUUAACAAGCAGCCAUCGAAAGGUGCUGGCUUGCGUGGUAUGUGGCCGCCUGAAAAGCGCGUUCCAGAUCGCAUCCAAAAGCGGUAGCGUGGCUGAUGUUCAGUAUGUAGCUCAUCAAGCCUUACAUGCUAAUUCUCACACAGUACUCGGUAUGUGCAAGCAAUGGCUAGCCCAAAACAUGUAAAGACCCUGUAAUCUCCAUGACAUCGGUUCAAGCCAACGUGAAAACUUUUGAGAGCCUGGUGGAAAAUGGUUGAAUCUAUCAUAUGAAGAUCAUUGACCGAUGGUUUUCAGUUGCGAGAUUAUGGGCUCUGUGUGGUAAAACACAAAAUAGAGAAAAUGCAGAGGUCGGGAACUUCUUUUACAAUUUUUUGCAGUUGGGUUUUCAGAAUCGAUCUAUAUUGUUUUUGUGUUGCGAAAUAAAAUGGGAAGAUUUUAUAGAACAACUCGAAACAAAGAUUUAACAAAGAAAGAGUGUAACUUUCAUUGAAAAGAUGUAUUGUCUUGUCUGUAUAUGUUUUUCUACUCCAUAACCUUCCAGCAAUUAACUCUUUUCCCUGCUACAUACUCUUAUUGGAAAUUACAGAUGACAAAAGAGUGGUACUGAAUUAAGGAAUUCACUAUUGUUUUCUAUAGCUAAAGCAUUAAAUUAUUUUGUCAUUACUUUUGCUCA